AUGUUCGACCUGAUCAAUUAUAUGCUUCGAUUCGGCUACUAUUAUUCACUGUUAAUGGGCUUGCUCAAUUUUGAGAUCGAUUGGCGAACGGGUCGUGCGCAAAUCACACGACGAGCCUCGAUCUACGCCGCUAUCGUGAACGGUAUUAGCGUUUACUGGCUGCCCCGGCUGUGUGGCACGCAUGUGGUGGCUUCCUUGUGGCCGCAGGCAAAACAUUUACACGAAUACUUGUACCUAGUGAUGCUGGGUGGGCGUGUGCUUUGCGUGUGCGUGACGCUGCUAACGCGUUGGACGCAUCGCCAGCAAUUCAUUCAUCUUGUGAACGCCGUCCAACGCCUGACCCAACGGAAGCCCCACGUGAAGCGAUUGUGGAGACGCGGUGUCAUAAGCAAAGCUCUGAGCGCAUUUCUGUUGGACGUUUUACAAUCGGGCGUCCUCAUACAACAGAUUUACGAAAACCUCACAGUUCAAUUGAUACUCAUUGUCUUGGUGGUGCACAUACUCUCAGUGCUGGUCAAUAUCAUAAUAGCCCACUACUACUUCAGUCUGCUCAACAUUCAUGCUCAGUAUAGUCUGCUCAAUCAGGAAUUGCGCUCAGCACUGGCCGAGAUACGAUUGCUGGAGUUUGUGCAGUUUGUGUUUGCUAUCAAGUGCUGUGCCCUGGCCGAUCAGCUGGAGACGAUAGCCGGAACCCAGUCUCAACUACAAGAACUGCUCCAAACUCUAACCAGCUCCUUUGGCCUGCAAACCGUGCUCUUGACCAUCAGCUACUAUAUGAUGGGCGUAGCCACGAUCUACUUAGCUUUCUGCGAGCUGACAGGCGCUGUUCUUCUAGACUGGAACGUAUGCAAUUUACUUCUACUGAGCUGCCAAUUCGUAUGCUACUUUACAGACAUUUACAUAUCAGUCAAUAUAAUGUACUCCCUGCUGGAUGCGCACGCUGAGAUGUUGCGGCUGCUCUCAGAGAACACGAUCUUUGCUCCGGGCCUGGACGAGCGACUGGCAAUUGUGUUCAACAGCUUUCAGCUGCAGCUGGCAUGGAACCCACUGAAGAUCCCUGUGCUGGGACUCUUCAAUAUGGAGAAGUCGAAAUCAGUUGCUUUGGCCAGCUCAGUGGUAACCAGUUCUCUGGUUCUGAUACAAAAUGAUUUCAAAAAUUCAUAUUUAUAUUAAC
Drosophila hydei is the source of this 1174-nucleotide messenger RNA. Its product is annotated as putative gustatory receptor 59d. The record is from RefSeq and is a predicted model, not a curated record. Gene Ontology annotation, cellular component: membrane. Gene Ontology annotation, biological process: sensory perception of taste. NCBI's taxonomy places the organism in Eukaryota, Metazoa, Arthropoda, Insecta, Diptera, Drosophilidae.